AUGGAGGUGGAGACAAGAAGAGUUUUCAUAGAUGGAUGCCAGCUUGGGUGCAGGCCGACGAGGAGCCGGGGUGGCAGUGUCUACCGGCAGGAGUCAAUCAGGAGCAUCCCUCGCAUUGGCACGCUCUGGCUUGGCGGCUCGGACGCAGCCAGGCUGGGCAGCUGGCAGCCAGGAGCCGGGCAGGGGCCAAGCAGAGGUCUGGGGAGGCUACGCGCCUCGCGCCUAGAGGGGCGGCGUCCUGGGCUCGCCCCCCGCGGGCCCUCUAGGGCUCAGGUCCCUCCACCGCCCGGUAGCCGUUCGCACGAGCUUGCAGACGGAGCUCCAGGUCGCACGGCCCCCAGCUGCGCAGCCCCAGCAGCCCACCCCCUACCCCGGGCCGGGGCGGGGCUGGGGCGGAGCCGGGGGCGGGUCCGGGGAGGGAUUGGGAACCGGGUGGGGACUCGCAGCUGGCGGCGAGAGAGGAGAAGGAGGCGGUCCCCGGGCGGGGGGCGGGAGGGGGCUGGAGAGGGGGGAUUCGAGGCACGCUGCCGUCCCGCCCCCCGUCCCCUGCCCGCCUCCCUUCCCAACCCCAGGAGCCCGGGAGCAUGGACCAAAAAGCCGCGGCUGCACCGGCAGGAUGCAGCUCGCCCGGUUCGGGGUGGCUCUGUUCUUAGGGGCGAUCUCCGGAGUGGUCAGUUUCGAUCCGAUGCUCAGUUCUUCCGUCCCCCUGGCCACCCAGCCGCUGCUGCGGAAGCCCCGGGGCCAGGAGGCUUUGCCCCGGGUCCCGCGUCCCCUGCGGGCGCUCGCCGCCCAGCGCCUGCUCGCCGCGCCGGCAGCCGCCACAACUUUUGUCGGAGCCUGCAGGGCGGAGGGCGACCCUGGUGCUUCUACGAGAACGCCCCCGGCCAGGUGGACUGGGGCUACUGCGACUGCAGACACGGGGCAGUACGGCUUCGAGGUGGCAAAAAUGAGUUUGAAGGAACAGUGGAAGUAUAUGCACACGGUGCUUGGGGCACAGUGUGUAGCAGCCACUGGGAUGACUCCGAUGCAUCCGUCAUUUGUCACCAGCUGCAACUUGGAAGACAAGGAGUAGCAAAAACAACACCGUUGUCUGCCCUGGGCCUCCUUCCUGUGCACUGGAGCAACGUUCAUUGCCGAGGAGAUGAGGAAAACAUCCUGCUGUGUGGGAAAGAUGUCUGGCAGGGCCAGGCAUGUCCUCAGAAGAUGGCAGCUGCGGUCAUGUGUAGCUUUUCCCGUGCCCUCACCUUCCCAGUCCUCCGCCUUGCUGGAGGGAGCAGCGUGUAUGAAGGCCGCGUGGAGGUCUACCACGGGGGUCAGUGGGGAACCGUUUGUGACGACCAGUGGGAUGAUGCGGACGCCGAGGUGGUCUGCAGGCAGCUUGGUCUCAGUGGCAUUGCCAAAGCAUGGAACCAGGCAUAUUUUGGGGAAGGAUCUGGCCCCAUCAUGUUGGAUGAAGUCCGCUGCACUGGGAAUGAGCUCUCUAUUGAACAAUGUCCCAAGAGCUCCUGGGGAGAACACAACUGUGGCCAUAAAGAAGAUGCUGGCGUGUCCUGCACUCCUUUGACAGAUGGGGCCAUCAGACUUAUAGGUGGGAAAGGCAGCCACGAGGGUCGCUUGGAGGUGUAUUUCAAAGGACAGUGGGGCACUGUCUGUGAUGAUGGCUGGACAGAACUGAACACAUAUGUGGUUUGCCGACAGCUGGGAUUUAAAUACGGCAAACAGGCCUCAGCAAGCCAUUUUGAAGACAGCACCGGGCCCAUUUGGCUGGAUGAUGUCCGCUGCUCGGGAAAGGAGACCAGUGUCCUUCAGUGCUCCAGGAGACAGUGGGGAGCACACGACUGCAGCCACCGGGAAGAUGUUGGCAUCGCCUGCUACCCGGCCGGCCAGGGACACAGACUUUCUCAGGGUUUUCCUAUCCGACUGAUGGAUGGAGAAAAUAAGAAGGAAGGACGAGUGGAGGUCUUCAUCAAUGGCCAGUGGGGAACAAUCUGUGAUGAUGGAUGGACUGAUAAGGAUGCAGCUGUCAUCUGUCGACAACUUGGUUACAAGGGUCCCGCCAGAGCAAGAACCAUGGCUUAUUUUGGGGAAGGCAUAGGACCCAUCCAUGUGGAUAAUGUGAAGUGCACGGGAAAUGAGAGAUCGUUGGCUGACUGCAUUAAACAGGAUAUUGGAAGACACAACUGUCGCCACAGUGAAGAUGCAGGAGUUAUCUGUGAUUACUUUGGCAAAAAAACAUCAGCUAGCAGUAAAAAAGAUUCCCUUACAUCUGUGUGUGGUUUGAGGUUACUGCACCGUAGACAGAAGAGGAUCAUUGGUGGGAAAAAUUCUUUAAGGGGCGGUUGGCCUUGGCAAGUUUCCCUUCGGCUGAAGUCGUCCCAUGGCCAUGGCAGGCUCCUUUGUGGAGCCACCCUCCUGAGUAGUUGCUGGGUCCUGACAGCAGCUCACUGUUUCAAGAGGUAUGGGAAUAGCACGAGGAACUAUGCUGUCCGGGUCGGGGAUUAUCAUACCCUGGUGCCUGAGGAGUAUGAAGAGGAAAUUGGGGUGCAGCAGAUUGUGAUCCACCGGGAAUACCGACCCGAUAGCAAUGACUAUGACAUUGCCCUGGUUAGAUUACAAGGACAAGAAGAACAAUGUGCCAGAUUCAGUAGCCACGUUUUGCCAGCUUGUUUACCACUCAAAAGGGAGCGGCCACAGAAAACGGCUCCCAACUGUUAUAUAACAGGAUGGGGUGACACAGGACGAGCCUAUUCAAGAACUCUGCAGCAAGCAGCCAUCCCACUGCUUCCCAAGAGGCUUUGCGAAGAACGCUACAGGGGUCGGUUCACAGGGCGGAUGCUGUGCGCUGGAAACAUCCGGGAACACGGACUUGUGGACAGCUGCCAGGGAGACAGCGGAGGACCACUUAUGUGUGAACGACCUGGAGAGAGCUGGGUGGUUUUUGGGGUGACCUCCUGGGGUUAUGGAUGUGGAGUCAAGGAUUCUCCUGGUGUUUACACCAAGGUCUCAGCCUUUGUUCCUUGGAUAAAAAGUGUCACCAAAAUAUAACUGUUCAUGGAAAUGGCAAGAAAAAAUAUUUGAAGAACAAGAUGGAAAAAUUCUCCAUCGCUCCGACUGUUGCUGAGCCCAAGGUGACAACGGGGGACUGAUCUUGAUGUUUCUGCUGUUGUGUGAAAAACGUUGGGUUUCAGGCUCGUGUACCCCUCGCUGCUUUUGAAGAGUUGUGAUGUGAACAUUCUGGUUAUAGAUACCUCAGUGUAAUACGAUCCUUAAUUACCACUUGGCUACUCAAGUGUCACUACAUUCUUUCGUUUCAUUCCCCAGAUUUUACAUCAAGCCUUUUAUACUUGUUAAUUUCCUAAAAUCCAAUCAAUGUGUAUGGACUAAGAGACAUCUGUCAUGAUAAAAUAUGCUUUACUGCACUCAAAAUAAGAAUGCCAUUAUUUUCAAUGUAUGUAUUGUUGUAAACUCAGUUUCUCAAAAGGC
Messenger RNA from Echinops telfairi (small Madagascar hedgehog), 3483 nucleotides. RefSeq names its product serine protease 12 (gene PRSS12). The record is from RefSeq and is a predicted model, not a curated record. Lineage: Eukaryota; Metazoa; Chordata; Mammalia; Afrosoricida; Tenrecidae. The coding region runs from base 1 to 3045 and encodes 1014 amino acids. Gene Ontology annotation, biological process: proteolysis. Gene Ontology annotation, molecular function: serine-type endopeptidase activity. The transcript is spliced from 14 exons. Gene Ontology annotation, cellular component: membrane.